This is a messenger RNA of Synchiropus splendidus (mandarinfish), 4547 nucleotides long. It is a transcript of the gene apba2b, whose product is annotated as amyloid beta (A4) precursor protein-binding, family A, member 2b. Bases 199 to 3474 code for a protein of 1091 amino acids. The transcript has 14 exons. The record is from RefSeq and is a predicted model, not a curated record. Gene Ontology annotation, biological process: chemical synaptic transmission. Gene Ontology annotation, molecular function: amyloid-beta binding; protein binding. Gene Ontology annotation, cellular component: plasma membrane; cytoplasm; dendritic spine. NCBI's taxonomy places the organism in Eukaryota, Metazoa, Chordata, Actinopteri, Syngnathiformes, Callionymidae.
CAGACACAUUUGGCCAGCCGCAGUGGGCUGUUAUGGUCUUAUGCUGGUUCCGGGGCCGCUGGCAGCCUCCGUAAGCUCCGAGUCCAGAGAGUGAUGCUCCGCCUGACAGCGUCGUCCCACACUGGUCCCCGCCGGAGGUGAAGCGGAUAUUCUCCAGGAACCAACAAAUAACUAUGCAUUGUCUGUGAACAACUAGUCAUGGCUCAUAGGAAGAGGCCAGGAUCUUUUGGGGGAAACAGCAUGGCUGCUUCUGUCUCCACCUCCUGUCCUGCUCCUCAUCCUACAGAGUCAUGUGACGUACAAGCCCUCCCUCCUCGGAGACCACCAGUACGAUACCCUAAAGUAUCACACGAUCCAAAGCAACCUCCCCGCUCCUGUAAGCCCCAAUAUCAAGCCACUACGUUUCAAGAAGUUGUUCGAAAAAGACCAGAAGUGCAAGCUGUAAGUCAGCAAGCUGAGGCAGAAGAUGAACUGAGGCGAUAUGGCACCAAGACUAAAGAGGAAGCUGAACUUCUGAGACCCAAAGCGCAGCCGGUGAUCGAGGAUGAGCAAGUCCAUGACCUUGAUGGCCACCAGCCGCCGGAUUUCAACGACGGUACAGACAGCCUUGAUGACGAUUCCAGCUCUGACUAUAUCAACAACUCCUCUGAAGAUGAGGAGGACUAUGACGAUGGAUUGGCAGAGGAAGAUGAGGGGGUCACAUACUACAUUCGCUACUGCCCAGAAGAUGACACCUACAUGGAAGGAACUGAUCACAGCACCCAGGGGGGCUGUAACCACAACCACCACCAGGAGGAGCCGAGCGUCAUACAGCAGGAUGAAGACCACCCCGAUCCAUGUCAGGAAAGUGAAGAGAGGUGGACUGAGGAAGGUAGACCAGAAGCAGAGGUGAGAGAAGAUGAGUGGGUGGAUGAUGCAGAGGCUGAUGCUGCAGCAAGAGAAGAAUGGAGAGAAGAAGAUAAGGAGGUGAGGGAGGAGUGGCAUGAAGAAGAAGAAGAAGAGGUUCAGGAAGAGUGGAGAGAGGGGAAUGAUGAUGGUAAAGCAGAAUGGACAGAAGGGGGUGAGGAGACAAGAGAAGAGUGGAGAGAGGGUGAUGAAGGAGAGACAGAAGAAUGGAGAGAGGGUGAUGAAGAAGGGAGGGAAGAAUGGAGAGAGGGAGAUGAAGAAGGGAGGGAAAAGUGGAGAGAGGGUGAUGAAGAGGGGAGGGAAGAGUGGAUAGAGGGAGAUGAGGACGGGAGGGAGGAGUGGCGAGAAGGAGAUGAGGAGUCAAGAGAUUGGAGAGAAGGAAAUGAGGGUGGUACGGAGGAAUGGCGGGAAGCAGAUGCAGAAGAGAGAGAAGAGUGGAAUGAAGACGAGGAGAAGGAUUGGAGAGAAGGUGAGGAGGAGGGAGGGGAGGUGUGGACAGAGGAAGAGUCAGAGGGUCAACACAAGUGGAGGGAAGAGGAUGAAGAGAAGAGGGAGGACAGUACUGGAGAGGUCCAAGUCAGGCAGGAGCACUGGAGAGGAAGAGAGCGUCACAGAGCAGACGAGUGGGCUGAAGGAGAAGUGCGCUGUGAGGUGGUGGAACAGGAUCCUGAUGAACAGAUAUAUAAUGGGAGGCCAGAGCCCAUCCUGGACCACCACCGGCAUCAUCAUCAUCACCGGCAUCAUCACCAUCACUCCUCCCAGCAAGAGACCCACCAAGGCUCUGUUGAUGAUGACGAGGGAGAGAGUGAAGAUUACUGCCCGCAUGAUGAAGAGGAGGAUGAAGGUGAUGAUGAGGAGCAACAUGGAGGGGCUUACCGAGAGGACUACUAUGGCCCAGAGGAUAACGGCAACUCUGUGGCCCCGUAUGGAGGCCGGAAGGUUCUCGUGGUUGAAGGGGAGACAGGGGAAGAGGCGGAAGAAGAUAUCGAUCAGAUAGUCGCUGAGAUAAAGAUGAGCAUGAGCAUGGGAAGUCUUAGCAGUGGAACCGACCAAAGUCCAGAGGAGCUUGCCCAGGACCCUCCAACGGGUGACUACCUUCAUAUCAAGCCCAGCACAGCGGCGUACCCACCGGCACAUCACAGUCACAGCAGCAGACCCAAGUCUCUCAACCUUCCCUCCAUGCACCAUAACAACCCCGAUCUCCAGAGAAGCAUCAAGGCUCACCCCUGCUCACCUGAAGACCGCCAGAGAUGGACACAAGAACAGGUGAGCAAUGGAGCGGAGCAGCCCAGAAAACAGCAGCGCUCUGACCUCAAUAUUCCGCUGGAGAACAACAACGUACCCGAGCCGUCAAAGAAAGUCGCAUCAUUCCCAAGCUUCGUUGAUGUCCCAGGACCCUGUGAGCCGGAAGACCUGAUUGAUGGGAUUAUUUUUGCUGCUAACUACUUGGGCUCCACUCAGCUGCUGUCUGAGAGGAAUCCGUCCAAGAACAUACGCAUGAUGCAAGCCCAGGAGGCGGUCAGCAGGGUCAAGAGGGCGCAGAAGGCUGCCAAAAUCAAGAAAAAGGCGAGUGCAGAUGGCGACACUCAGACCCUGACAGAGGUGGAUCUGUUCAUCUCCACACAGAGGAUCAAGGUCCUGAACGCAGAUUCACAGGAAACCAUGAUGGACAACGCACUCAGGACCAUUUCCUACAUCGCCGACAUUGGAAACAUUGUGGUGCUAAUGGCGAGGCGACGGAUGCCGCGCACCGCCUCCCAAGACUGCAUCGAAACCACGCCCGGUGCACCGGAAGCCAAGAAGCAGUACAAGAUGAUCUGUCACGUCUUUGAGUCAGAAGAUGCUCAGCUCAUCGCUCAGUCCAUCGGCCAAGCUUUUAGUGUGGCCUACCAGGAGUUCCUGCGAGCCAACGGCAUCAACCCAGAGGACCUGAGCCAAAAAGAGUACAGUGACAUCAUCAACACACAAGAGAUGUACAACGAUGAUCUCAUUCACUUCUCCAACUCGGAAAACUGCAAAGAGCUCCAGCUGGAGAAGAGCAAAGGGGAGAUCCUGGGUGUGGUGAUCGUGGAGUCUGGCUGGGGCUCCAUCCUGCCCACGGUGAUUUUGGCCAACAUGAUGAACGGCGGUCCGGCCGCACGUUCAGGCAAGCUGAGCAUCGGAGACCAGAUCAUGUCCAUCAAUAACACCAGCCUCGUGGGGCUGCCGCUCGCGACCUGUCAGGGAAUCAUCAAGGGCUUAAAGAACCAGGUGCAGGUGAAAAUGAACAUUGUCAGCUGCCCUCCAGUCACCACCGUCCUCAUCAAAAGACCUGACCUGAAGUAUCAGCUGGGCUUCAGUGUGCAGAAUGGCAUCAUAUGCAGUCUGAUGCGAGGAGGCAUCGCUGAGAGAGGAGGGGUCCGUGUGGGUCACCGGAUCAUUGAGAUCAAUGGACAGAGCGUGGUGGCCACGGCACACGAGAAGAUCGUCCAGGCCCUUUCUAAUUCGGUCGGAGAGAUCCACAUGAAGACCAUGCCUGCGGCCAUGUUCAGACUCCUGACAGGACAGGAGACCCCCAUGUACAUAUGAAUGAUGUUGGGGUGUCCAGGAUGGUCUCAGUGAGUGAUCAGAUGACUCUCCGCCAGAGGAACAGACGACCGCUCCCUCCCUGUGUUCCUCAUGGACGACGACGUCGGCUCUGUCUUUUGUGCCAUCGAAGCUUUUUUGUUCUCACCUGACCAGCAGAACCAUUUAUUGAUUCAGCUCGCUCUUGCUUCUCACCUCUGUUCUGAUACGAAUGACCCGGCUGAGUAAACGUGUCGUGCUUUAUUUUGAGAAGAUGAAAUACCGCCAUGUAACCAUUGUUAUACUAUACACUUGUAUAGCUCUUAUUUCGUCCUCCAUCUAUUUAUUUGUCAUGUAAAUACAUAUUUUGCUAACUAAAGGGCCACAGGAAGGGGGUGGGGCGGUCCAAGGUGAUGUAUAUAGUGAUGAAAUCUUCUUGAAUUGUAAGCUGGCAAAAAAAAACAACAACCACUAACAGCCAAAUAUCACUGUAGUUUCCAUUGAAAAUGGAGACAAUUCUGCGGUUUGAACAGAAGGAGUUGUCGUAACUGGACGUGUACUGAACAGCGCUUGCAGCAGGGGAUGAUGGGAGAAACGCCAUAUCCUUUUGAUUUUUUUCAUAACAGCAAUACACUCUGUCACACUCUCGAGUCUUUUGUAAAUCUCACAACGUCAUGCAAUUCAACAGAAUCUAAAUAUGCAGCUGUGUGGUUUUGAUUUCCAACUGUCUGAAAAAAAGGAAGUUGUUUGGUGUGCUGCUCCGACGUCCGUAUUCGGAGUGAAUCGUGAAUGUAACCGUGUCGUGUGGGUGGUUCCAUCGCCAUCAAGCAGUAUUAGAAUGUGUGUACAUAAUGAGGAAUUUGUUCCGUAUCGUGUUCAUGUAAAGAAGUCAUCCAAGCUCACAGGUUCUGUCACCGGAAACAUCCGCCCACUUGUUUGUUGGCUGACGGCCGUGUGGGAUGAGGGAUCAGCGAAUCUCGCACUGUGACUGCAGCAGAGGGUUCUGCAGCGCACCAUAGUCGACUCUAACCUGAACAUUAUCUGUGUGCAUGCCUUGUAGUGUCACGUCAUUGUGGAGAAUAAAAUCUCAGAUAAAA